AUGCUUUGUCCAAAGCUAAUAUACAACGUUCCAGUGCAGAGAGUGCAUUUGUACUGCAGACUUGGAACUAUAGCAAAAUGGAGAUAUCCAGAAGCAGUUAAUGUAGUUUUACACAAAAUAUUUCUUCUUGCCUUAAGUUCAAAAUCUCUGAAGACGCAUGAAAUCCAACAACUACCUAGCUGUCAAAGGUGUGCAACUGGGCAAUCUGUUGCUCCCCAAUCUGCCAGACAUCAAUUUCAGGACAAAGGUCAUGACAAUCUGGAUCAAGUUGGGUAUACCUGGCAUCAGAGAAGAAGGUUAAAAGAAUUCCAAAUGAGAUAUCUAGCAAGGAAAUUCUUCUAUCUAUGGGCAAAAAAGACAUUUGGACAAGUUCUCCCUUCCAAAGUCAGAUGCUUUUGUGACCAGAAGAUUCUUCAAAAAUCUUUUGGAGUCUGGAAGGAGUGGUGGACUGUUUGCAGAGAAAGGAAGCUCAGCCUCAGAGCGGACAGCCAUUACAGCCAUUUACUCCAUAAUUUGAUAUUCAAGGCUUGGAGAGCCUAUGUAUGCCAGCAACAAGGGAAGAGGAACAAAUAUUAUGUUGCAGAAUCUCAUGCAAAGAAGCAAAAAUUGCUCAGGACCUGGCAGCGUUGGCUGGUUUAUGUUGAUGUUCAAAGGACAAAACAUGGGAUGCGAACUGUGGCACUGGUAUUCAGGGAAAAAAGCUGUUUGCGCGUAUCAUGGGCAGUGUGGAGAAGACGACACUACCAGAACUGCACUGGGCAUAAAAUGAGUAUUUUGGCUCUGCAGCAUUGGGCCCAGAGCCUGCAAUUUCGAGCUUGGUUGCAGUGGCGAGAGCUGUAUUUAUAUAGCCAGAAUGACAAGCAGAAGGAGACUAGGGCAGUAACUCACCAUCGGCACUGGGAAUUGAAGAGAUGCAUGGAAGCAUGGCUAGGAUACUUAAACCUCCACAGAGCAAAGAAACUUCAGAAUGAGCUGGCCCAAGAGCAUCAUCGAAGCAGGAUAGUCUGUCAGUAUUUCUCUGAUUGGCGGCUGUCAUGGGAGUGCAGAAGAAGAAUGCAUGCUCACCAAAAGGACAUGGAAAAACUAGCAGCAAGGAUUGCCUUAUGGAGAGUCUUUGCACACUGGAAGCAUUAUGUUGUACUAUGUGUGGAAGAGACUCGACAGUGUGGGCUGGCUGAAAAACACUACAAGCAUCAUCUGUUGAAACUUGGGUUUAAGGGUCUUCGGCAGAAUGUCAUGAAUGCCCAUCUUCAGCGAAUGAGAAAAAAUCUGUCAUACCGUCAUCAUCAAGUUACAGUGCUGCAGAAGUUCUGGAGCCAUUGGAAGUGCCGUUUGGAAGAGAAGGAGGAAGAACAGCAGCAGGCCUUAACAUCAGUGGCUCAUGCCCGUUAUAGGAGGGUGUUGAUGAGACAGGUAUUUGACACGUGGUUGCUGAAUGCCUGCAAGCAGCGAGAAUACCGAAUGGGAGAGAAGAGGGCUGUACUUCAUUUUGAAAGGCAACUAUUGCAUUGUUUCUGGUGCUUCUGGCGUAGAAGAACAGCUGCACAUUUGGAGGAGCAAGAGGGCUUGGUUCGUGCAAGAGAUCACUACAGUAGCCUGCUGCUGCUAAAGGCUUUCUGUCUGUGGAAGCAAAAUACUCAGGAGAGAAGAACAGAGAGGCUCAAGGAGAUGCAAGCCUUAAGAUUUCACUAUUCAAAGUGUCUGCAGCAGACUUGGAACAAGUGGAGGGAGUAUGUGGGACAUCAGCGUGAGAAAUGGAGGAAGCUGGUGCAAGCAGACAUGCAUUAUCAGCACACAUUACUGGGCAAGACCUUGGCAGCCUGGAAGAGUUACCAAUGUAACAUACAGAGCAUUCAAUACCAAGUAGCUGAAAAGGAGAAACAGCACAGUAAACUACUGCUGCGACAGCUUUUGUGUACAUGGAGAGAAAAUGCCCUUGCUCUUGUAUGUGAAGCUAAGGCAACUACUCGGGCAGAUGAGCACUACAGGAGAGCAAUCCUGUCGAAGGUGUUGCUACAGUGGAGAUACGCUGCCUUGCUACAAGUGUGUUGCCGUCAGCGGAAGGUAACAGCUGUGAUGGAGGCCCGAAAACAUUUGGAUAUAGUGUGUUUACAGACCCUGUUUCUUCACUGGAAGGAAUUAACUAGGCAGUCUCUGAUGCUGAGGGCUCAGCAGCACAGGGCCGUGCAGCACCACCAGCAGCACCUACUCCAGAAGUACCUGGUGAAAUGGAAGAUGUAUCAUCAGCAGUGCCUUGGGAAAAUGCUAUUACAGAGACAGGGAGAUCAGCUAAUGACUCGUAGACUUUGUUCUGCUUCCUUCUCUUGCUGGAAGAAACAGCUGUUGCAGCAGCGAUGGGAAAAGCGGAAGACGGUGCAAGCAUUGUGGCACUGGUCCCUUUCAUUGCAAAGAAAGGUAUUCGAUGCUUGGCUCAGAUUUGCCAAUGGGCAACAGCGGAAGAAAGAUUGCAUUGAAAAAGCCACAGGAGUUUACCGCACUACUGUUCUGAGAGAAGAUGUAACCCAGGUCUUGAGAUGCACCGCUGGCAUGAAACAGUUGGGGGCACAGCUCCAAGCCCACCGCCAGCUGAAGAAGCAAGUGACAUUUAAAAUGCCUGAUGUUAGCCCUGAGACAAGAGGACAUUCAGCAGAGGAAGAGCCAUGGCCUUCAAAAUGCAGUUAUCUACCAUUUCACCUUGCUGAUGGGGACUCAGUUCUCAGCGAUCUAAAUGCUAUUCGACAAGUAAGGUUACCACCACAGAGACCUGACUUCCUUCUGGAAUCUCUAGAAAAGAAGGAACAGCUGGAACCUCCUUUUACUAGAUCAGAGGCACCCUUUCAGCAAACAUCUGUGAACAAAUGUUCUGCACAGACUGGGAACUUAAUGCGAACACCUCAAAUGGAACAAAGUACCUGUAAAUGUUUAUCUCAAAUGGGCAAUACCACUCAUUCCUAUCCAUCUCUCACACAUGCUGCUCUCCCGUCUGUACCACUGUGGACACAUGAUACGCACCGUGCGGUUCAGAGGCCAGAGCUAUGGUCUCUGUCAUCUUUCAUGCCCCAAAUGAAAGCUGGAGCAGAAAUGAGAGGAGGUCAGCCUGUGAGUGGUCACAAAGGAGCCCAUUCGCAAGACUCUCAGCAGGACUCUGUGGAGAAGAAGUUGCGACCAAACUUGCAGCCACAUUUGGUGUCACCUGAAGACUUGGUGGGAAAAUGGAGUCACCAAACUGCAGCUGAAAGGGAAGAAAGGGAGCACAGUUCCAGAGAAGAAAUGGUGUUCCAGAGAAAGCUGGAAGUUGAACUCCGACACAUCCAACAGCAGAUGCAGUACUACUUCAGCAGGAAACAAGAACUCAAGUCCUGUCAGCAGCAGGCACAGAUUCUACAGAAGUGGCUAGAAAUGAGGAUGCAACCAGAGGACCAAGAUGGUAUACAAGUUCAGGAAGAACUGGAUCAGUUGCAGGUGAGGAUCAACACUCUCACCAAAGCACAACUAAAAGAGAGACAUCAUGUGCAGAACCUGGUUGCUCGCCUGCGUGAUAUCCAGAUUGCUCUGGAUAUCUAAUGCAUCUGAAACAAUUUUCCAGCUCACGGGUAGGACUUUUUGCCCCUUUCAUAGCAGGGGAGGAUGGAAGAGAUGUAUAUGUUCUCUUAGUCUA
Molecule: messenger RNA, 3658 nt
Organism: Gavia stellata (red-throated loon)
Lineage: Eukaryota; Metazoa; Chordata; Aves; Gaviiformes; Gaviidae
Gene: SFI1
Product: SFI1 centrin binding protein
Molecular function (GO): phosphatase binding
Source: RefSeq, a predicted model, not a curated record